CUCCUUAAUUUUUAAAACAUGCAUGUAAAUUUAAUUUCACUUAAACCAUAAUUAGCUAACCAGAAGAAUGGCUUUACCAUACACCCUUUCAUUGUGAUCAUCAAAAUUUCUUCACCACCAACAUGGGCAGCGCCGCCCCAUCUCCGCCGUGUGCUUUGCCAUGCACGCGGCGGAGCCAGGGAAGUGGAGUCUUGAUAGUUGGAAAAGCAAGAAGGCAUUGCAACUUCCUGAGUAUCGGGAUAAGAAAGAGGUAGAAUCUGUGCUGCAAACACUUGAAAUGAAUCCACCAUUUGUGUUUGCUGGUGAUGCAAGGAGUUUGGAAAAGAAGAUUGGUGAAGCUGCAUUGGGUAAAGCUUUUUUGUUGCAAGGUGGUGAUUGUGCUGAGAGUUUUAAGGAGUUUAAUGCGAAUAAUUUUCGUGAUACUUUUAGGAUUAUACUUCAGAUGAGUGUUGUUCUUAUGUUUGGUGGUGAAGUUCCUGUCACUAAGGUUGGAAGAAUGGCGGGUCAGUUUGCAAAACCAAGAUCAGAUCCGUUUGAGGAGAUAAACGGAGUGAAGUUACCAAGUUACAAGGGCGACAAUAUCAAUGGUGAUACAUUUGAUGAGAAGUCGAGAACCCCAGACCCUUAUAGGCUUAUUAGGGCCUACAUGCAAUCUGCCGCGACUCUUAACCUUCUUAGAGCUAUUGCUACUGGAGGUUAUGCUGCAAUGCAGAGGGUCAGUGAAUGGAAUCUUGAUUUUGUGGAGAACAGUGAGCAGGGCGAUAGGUAUCAAGAGCUAGCUCACAGGGUUGAUGAGGCCUUAGGAUUCAUGACUGCUGCUGGACUCACAGUCGACCACCCAAUCAUGUCAAUGAUUGAAUUCUGGACAUCCCACGAGUGCUUGCUUCUUCCUUAUGAACAAGCACUUACACGAGAGGAUUCAACUUCUGGUCUUUUCUAUGAUUGUUCGGCUCACAUGAUUUGGGUUGGGGAACGAACCAGGCAACUAGAUGGUGCUCAUGUCGAGUUUUUGAGAGGAGCAGCAAAUCCGCUUGGCAUAAAGGUGAGCCAAAAGAUGGAUCCAAGUGAGCUAAUUAAGCUCAUUGACAUCCUGAACCCAACCAAUAAGCCUGGAAGAAUAACUGUAAUCGCGAGAAUGGGUGCUGAGAACAUGAGAGAGAAACUUCCGCACUUGGUCAGGGCAGUACGAGGAGCUGGUCAGAUUGUGGCGUGGGUCUGUGACCCAAUGCACGGGAACACCAUCAAGGCACCAUCUGGACUCAAAACUCGUGCUUUCGAUACAAUCCUGGCUGAAGUUCGAGCCUUCUUCGAUGUGCAUGAGCAAGAAGGGAGCCAUCCUGGUGGCAUACAUCUAGAAAUGACAGGGCAAAAUGUGACUGAAUGCAAUGGUGGAUCACGAAUAGUGACCUAUGACGAUUUGAGCUCUCGCUACCACACACAUUGUGACCCGAGAUUGAAUGCUUCUCAGUCGCUUGAACUUUCCUUCAUCAUAGCUGAACAACUAAGAAGGCGAAGAACAGCCACUCAACGCGUGUAGGCUAUUAGUCUGUUGUCUUGAAACUUUUGCUUUUGGCAUUUUGAGUAUUCAAAACUUAUGUGUAUGAGGCCUCUGGCCUUCUGAGUAUUCGAGAUUCACUCUACUAAUUCGGAUUCACGCUAUGUAUAAUCUAUAGGAAAAAAGCAUUUUGAUCACUAUUCUCACUACACAUUAGUUUAAGUAGUGUUAUUAGAAGUAAAUAACUUAGACUAUGAAGGGACUGAAUAAAUAAUAAGUGGUUUUGAUUGAUGUUGUGUAUGCACUUAACUAAUCGUUUUUGCUUAGAAACUUGUGAAAUAGAAAAUGUAGAAUUAUUACAACUUUG
Molecule: messenger RNA, 1862 nt
Organism: Capsicum annuum
Lineage: Eukaryota; Viridiplantae; Streptophyta; Magnoliopsida; Solanales; Solanaceae
Product: phospho-2-dehydro-3-deoxyheptonate aldolase 2, chloroplastic-like
Exons: 5
Coding region: 161-1537 (458 amino acids)
Biological process (GO): aromatic amino acid biosynthetic process
Molecular function (GO): 3-deoxy-7-phosphoheptulonate synthase activity
Source: RefSeq, a predicted model, not a curated record